Tigriopus californicus is the source of this 2789-nucleotide messenger RNA. RefSeq names its product cullin-5-like (gene Cul5). Gene Ontology annotation, biological process: protein ubiquitination; SCF-dependent proteasomal ubiquitin-dependent protein catabolic process. Bases 238 to 2571 code for a protein of 777 amino acids. Lineage: Eukaryota; Metazoa; Arthropoda; Copepoda; Harpacticoida; Harpacticidae. The record is from RefSeq and is a predicted model, not a curated record. Gene Ontology annotation, cellular component: SCF ubiquitin ligase complex; Cul5-RING ubiquitin ligase complex. Gene Ontology annotation, molecular function: ubiquitin protein ligase binding. The transcript is spliced from 4 exons.
CCAUGGGCCCCAGCACAACUUUGGCCUGCGAUUAAUGGGCUCCCAUCAUUCCGAUUUCAGCCUCAUUGGUCUCUAGUGCGGAUCCCGGCUCCACUGCCCGUGUGCCGCUUUGCUCGAACCCAGCCGGGUCCGUCUGUCUGCGGGGGGUACUACGGGUCGUCGCCCCGCCCCGGCCUAGGGCCCCGUCCGACUCACCUCCCACGCUCCGCCCGCUCAGCCGCAUUCGCCCAUAUCGUCAUGUUGAAGGACAAGAACGCCUUGAGCUUUGAGGACAAAUGGCCGCAGAUGCGUCCGACGCUGUUGAAGCUCCUGCGGCAGAUGAGCGUGUCUCGGAGUGAAUGGCAGGACCUGUUUUGGUUGGUCCACUCGGUGUGUCUGUGGGACGAGAAAGGCGCGCCCAAAGUCUACGCCGCCCUCAGAGAGGACAUCUUGGACUUCAUCAAACAGGCCCAGGAGCGAGUGUUGUCGCAUCAGGAGGACCAGGCCCUCUUAAAGGCCUACAUCGCGGAAUGGCGGAAGUUCUUCACGCAAUGCAGCUACUUGCCCAAGCCUUUUGGUCAGUUGGAGACGGCCCUCCAGGGCAAAACCACCACCAGUCUACAAAAGGGCAAACCCACCGAGGACAACAGCGUGGUGCGCAAGCUCAUGCUCGAUUCCUGGAAUCAGAGCAUCUUCUCCAACAUCAAAGAACGCCUCCAAAGCUCGGCCAUGAAGCUCGUGCACAACGAGCGCAAUGGUGAAGCCUUUGACUCGCAAUUGGUGAUCGGCGUACGCGAAUCCUACGUCAAUCUCUCGUCCAAUGCCGAGGACAAGCUCCAGAUCUAUCGGGAGAACUUUGAGCGCGCCUACAUCGAUGCCACCGAGCAGUUCUACAAUCUCAAAGCCCCCGAGCAUCUACUCGAACACGGCGUCCAGGACUAUAUGAGGUAUGCCGAUGCCAAAUUACGCGAGGAAGAGCAACGCGCCCAAAAGUACCUCGAGUCGAGCUCGGGCUCGGUUCAGAAUCUAGUCAAGUCCUGUGUCGAUGUGCUCGUCACCUCAAACAAGGAAACCAUCCUGGCCGAGUGCGCCGGCAUGAUCAAGACCAACGAGACGGACAAACUUCAGCUCCUGUUCAAGCUCAUGGAUCGUGUGCCCGAUUCCGGGAUCUUGCCCAUGCUCCACGACCUCGAGGAUCACAUCUACCAGACGGGCAUCGCCGAUAUGAUCGAAUCGGCGGAUGUGAUUACGCAAGACUGCGAAAAAUAUGUGGAGCGUUUGCUCGAGCUCUUCCGUCGAUUUAGUCUUCUCGUGCACGAUGCCUUCCACGAUGACCCGCGGUUCAUGACCUCACGAGACAUGGCCUUCAAACGGGUGGUCAACGACACGUCCGUGUUCCGGUUAGAGUUGCCCGGGCGUGGUCGAAUGUAUUCUCGCGUAGUGCCCGAAUCCAAGUGUCCCGAGCUGCUGGCUAAUUAUUGUGAUAUCCUUCUCCGAAAGAACCCGGUCAGCAAGAAGCUCACCUCGGACGAGAUCGAGGCUAAGCUGCGGGAAGUGUUGCUCGUGUUAAAGUACGUACAGAAUAAGGACGUGUUUAUGCGCUACGCCAAAGGUCAUCUCACACGUCGACUCAUCCUCGAGACCUCCGCCGACUCGGAAAUGGAGGAGAACAUGGUCGAGUGGCUCCGAGAGGUGGGCAUGCCAGCCGACUUCAUCAACAAACUCAGUCGAAUGUUCCAAGACGUCAAGGUGAGCGAGGACCUGAAUUCCCAAUUCAAAGACUACCUGUCCAUGAAUCUUGAAAAGCACAACCUCUCCGAUAUUAUCUCCAUCAAAAUCCUUAACCAAGGAGCUUGGGCCAAAAGCAACGAAAGGCAGCCCGUUUCCCUACCUCGAGAAUUAGAAGACUUUAUUCCGGAAGUGGAAGAAUUCUACAAGAGCAAGCAUUCAGGUCGGAAGUUGCAAUGGCAUCACCACAUGUCCAAUGGAACGAUCACGUUCGCGAACAACAUCGGGAAAUUCGAUCUCGAAGUCACCACCUUCCAAAUGGCCGUACUCUUCUGUUGGGAGAACCGUCGUCACGAUCGACUCACGUUAGAUAACCUCAAAUUGGCCACGGAGUUGCCGGACUCGGAAAUCCGUCGCACCCUCUGGGGUCUCGUGUCCAUGGCCAAAUUGAAACGGCAAAUCUUGAUGUACGAGCCUCAAGUGAGCAAGCCCAACGACUUCACGGACAACACGCAGUUCUGGAUCAACCACGAGUUCGCCAUGAUCAAGAACGGGAAAGUGCAGAAGCGCGGGAAAGUCAGUUUGAUUGGAAGGCUUCAGUUGUGCACGGACAAGGCCAAAGAGGAGGAGAACGAGGGCAUUAUGCAGCUAAGGAUCUUCCGUACGCAAGAGGCCAUCAUCAAGAUACUAAAGAUGAGGAAGCGCAUCAACAAUGCUCAGCUUCAGACGGAACUGGUGGACAUUCUUAAGAACAUGUUCCUACCGUCCAAGAAGAUGAUCAAGGAGCAAAUCGAGUGGCUCAUUGAGAACAAGUACAUGAAACGCGACGACGACAACAUUAAUACCUUCAUUUACAUGGCUUGAUCGAUUUUGCUACGUGCAUACAUUUUAGUAGUGGCAUCAACAUCAUUUUUUACGUUUACUACUUACUCACUCCAGGCCAAGAGCUGCAACGAGCGAAAACACAAUAAGUGUUAGGGUUACAUUCUGAAAAACUACAUCCCAUUAACCUAAUGAAAAUUUUCAAUGCGCAAACAACCAUGAACAUGAAUAAAAUGUAUUUUUUUUCCUCUGCCGAAAAA